AAAAAUGCAAUGGAAGCAAGAUACAGUGAUCCAUAUGAACAACAGCUGCUAGCUGUAUUUGAAAGUUGUUUAGAAAAAAAUGCAAAAAAGCUAGAUGAAAAUGGAUUAAAAUUAUUGUGUGAAAAACUUGAACUUGAUGAUAAAUUAGAUGAAUUAAAAUUAAAUUUAUUAAAUAAUAAUUCAUCAAUAACAUUUACAGAUUUUCGUAAUUGUUUAUUAAGUAUAUUAACAACAACGGCAGCAACAACAACAACAUCAUCACCAUCAUCAUCAUUGUCAUUAUCAUCAACAUCAAAACCAACAACAAUGUCAAAACAAAUGAUUGAAGAAUUAUUUGAAAAGCUAGACACAGAUUGUGAUGGUUUUAUAAAUUUAGAUGAAUUUUUAAAACUAUUUGAUGUUAAUAAUAAAACAAUAAAUGAACAGCUAUUAUUAUCAUCAUCAACAACAAAUGAUUGGUAUGAUAAAAGUUUAAAUAAUGAUAAAAAUAUAAUAACAAUAAUGGGACCUGAACAAAAUGGAUUAAUGAGAAAUAAUAGUGUUAUUAAUUUAUGGAAAUUAGCUGGUGUUAAUAAACCAUCAGAAUUAUUGCAUGAUUUAGGAUUUACAAAUACAAUAAUAAAUCUUGAUGAUUUAAUAAAUGUACUAAAUGAUGAAUUAAAAUUAUUAAAAAAUGAACAAAUAAAUGAACCAAUACAAACACAUGUUAAUCUUCUUAAAAGUGCCUUAAUACUUUAUCAAGAAGAAUUACGUACAAUAACAAUAAUUAUUGAACAAUUAACAUGUGAAAGAGAUAAAUUACGUAUUGAUAUUAUUGAAGCAAAUGAUAGAUCAAAUUUUUUAGCUCAUGAAAUUGAUGAUAAUCAUAUUAAAAUUGAACAAACAAAACAAGAACAAAUUAAACAAUUAGAAAUUAAACAUAAUGAAUUAAUGAAAAAUAUUGAACAACAAUAUAACAAUGAACGUGAACAAUAUAAUACACAUAUUAAAACAUUACAAGAACAAAUUAAAACAAUUCAAAAUGAUGAACAAUUAAUACGUAAUAAAUUAGCUGAAACAAUAAUUGAUAAUCAUAAAAUUGAAAUUGAUAUUCAAUCAUAUAUUGAACAAAUAUCAAAGCUAAAAAAUUCAAAUAAUCAAUUAUUAUUACAAGUACAAGUAUUAACUGCUGAACAUGAUGAAGCAAUUGAAAAUGAUGAUAAUGAUAAUGAAAAAAUGAUUGAAUUAAUUGAACGUAUUAAAUUAUUAAAUGAUGAAAUAACAUUAUUGCGAGAUCAAAAUGAUGAAUUAACAUCUGAGCUAGAAUUAAUGAAAAAUAAAUUAAAUAAUAAUAUAACAACAACAGCAACAACAACAACAAUUGAUAUUGAUGAUUAUAUUAAAUCACAAUCAUUUGAUAAUAUUGAUAAACAAAUAAUAAUAUCAUCAACAAAUGAAAAUAAUACAAAUUAUGAUGAUAAUAAUUUAAACAUUAUAACAACAAUAAUAAAUGAUUUAAAUAAUAUAUUAAAUAAUUAUGAAUCAUUAAUAAUUGAUUGUAAUUAUCGUUAUAAAAUAAAUAAUAUUAUUGAUAAAUUAAAUAUAUUUUUAAAUAAUGAUAAUAAUAAAAUUAAAAAAAUUAACAAAAAUGAUAAUGAUUAUGAAGAACGUACAAGUGAAUCAUUGAGAGAUUUAGUAUUAUGUAAAACCGAUAAAACAAAAUUAAUUAAUAAUAAAAGAAUAUCAACAAGUGAUGAUAUGAUUUAUAAUUUUAAUAAUUUUGAUAAUAAAAAUAAUAAAUUUAAAUGUUUACGUGAUUAUCCACCAAAAAAAGAUAAUGGUAAUAAUUCAUCAAAUAUAAAAAAAUCAACAGAUGAUGAUGGUGAUAAUAAAAAUAUUCAUUUAAAUGAUACAUCAAGUAUUAAUAUUGAUGCUGAUGAUACUGAUAAUAAGGAUGAUAUUAUUAAAGAUAGAGAUCGUUUAAAAUUAUUAUUAAAAGAACAAGAAAAUAAAUAUUCACUUGAAAAAAAAUUACUACAAGAACAAUGUCAAGAAUUAGAAACAAGUUUAAAUUCAUUAAGAACAGAAUAUUAUCGUCUUGAAGAUUAUUGGACAGAUAAACUAGAUGAAGAACGUAAAUUAUUUGAUAAAGAACAAAAAUUAAGUGAUGCACAUUUUGCUGAGCUAAUGUCAAAAAUAUCUGAGUAUGAAGAAUUCGAAACAAAUUCUGGUGAUAAAAUUAAAAAUGACGGUAGACUAUCACCAAUUGAUGAAAAUAUAAAUCUUGAACAACAAUAUAAUGAUUUACAAGCUGAAUAUGAUUUAUAUAAAAAUAAUCAUGAAUUAUUAUUAAUUGAAAAAAAUAAUAUUAUUGCAAAAUAUAUUAUAAAAAAAAAAUAUGACACAGACAAUGAUUAUUGUUUAUUAUUAAAAAAAAAAGAUAAAUUAAUAGCUGAUAUUAUUGAAUUAAAAAAAACCUAUAAAAAUAAUAAUAACAUUGAAGAAUUAAAAUUAAAAAUAUAUAGUUUAGAAAAGAAAAAAAAAAAUUUACAAAUUUGUUUAAAACAACAUAAACAACAUUCAAAUAAUAUAUUUGAUAAAAUAUAUAAACAACAUAAUGAUGAAGUUAAUGAUUUACAAUUAUCAUUAAAUAAUAUACAAUUAAAUUUACAAAAACAAUUAUCAUUAAAUACAAUACAAUUAGAUAAAUUAACAAAAUCUGAUAUGUUAAUUAAAGAAUUAUUUAUUGAAAAUUCAUAUUUAAAAUCUAAAAUUGAUAAACUUGAUAAAAAAAUACAUUUAUUAACUAAUUUUAAUGAUGAAUCAACGUCUGUAUGA
Molecule: messenger RNA, 2817 nt
Organism: Aphidius gifuensis
Lineage: Eukaryota; Metazoa; Arthropoda; Insecta; Hymenoptera; Braconidae
Gene: Bsg25D
Product: protein PFC0760c
Exons: 3
Coding region: 10-2817 (935 amino acids)
Biological process (GO): microtubule anchoring at centrosome
Cellular component (GO): centrosome
Molecular function (GO): calcium ion binding
Source: RefSeq, a predicted model, not a curated record